Messenger RNA from Salpingoeca rosetta, 8932 nucleotides. RefSeq names its product STE/STE20 protein kinase. Bases 264 to 8198 code for a protein of 2644 amino acids. Lineage: Eukaryota; Choanoflagellata; Craspedida; Salpingoecidae. Gene Ontology annotation, biological process: protein dephosphorylation; protein phosphorylation. The record is from RefSeq and is a predicted model, not a curated record. Gene Ontology annotation, cellular component: myosin complex. The transcript is spliced from 34 exons. Gene Ontology annotation, molecular function: protein binding; ATP binding; protein tyrosine phosphatase activity.
GACACCUUUCCCACACACCGCCCGACACAAACAACACAAAAGCCGCCUCUAUUGUGUUGUGUGUGUUUGUUUGUUGUGGAACAAGUCGUAGCUGGUGGUGUGCUGUGCCAUCCGUGGACCAUCCCGACUUUGUGGAGGCUGUGCAAGCUGGUGGUAUCAUCACAUCUUCACAUCACGCCUGCUGCGCAACAACGCUAGCAGGAAGCAAGCAAGCAAGGCAAGGCAAGCGAGCAGACAAAAACACACCACCAGACAACGGCAGCAUGAAGCUCAAGACGGGUCGUGCUGCCGCCAAGUUCCUCAAAGCCCUGCCAGAUGCCAACGGCACCAUUGAAAUCGGGGAUCACAUCAGCGGGCAGGUGUAUGAGGCCAAGUUCCUUGGCACCAAAGAGCUUGUCGCUGUCAAGGUGUGCGAGGUCGCUGUGCACCACGACGAUGACGUGGAGCGUGUCUGCAACGAGAUCCAGGUGCUGGAGGCACUGCAAGAGGUUGACAAUGUGGUUCGAUUCCGCGGCGCGUACCAGAGCGCUUCCCUCUCCUCCAACUCCAAUUCCAGUGACACCACGCUGACGGUGCUGGUGGUGACGGAGUACUGCGACUACGGCUCGCUGCAGGACUUUGCACGCCACCUCCGCAAGGCCGCAGCAGGCAACAACAUCUCUCCAACACACCCCAUGGCCAACGGCCUGGACGAGAACACCAUCGCGUACAUUCUUCGCGAAGUCCUCAGGGGCAUUGCUGCAAUGCACUCGCGUCACCUCAUGCACCGCGACAUCAAGGGCGGCAACGUGCUUGUGCGGUCAAGCGGCGACAUUCUCCUGGCAGACUUUGAUACUGCCGCCAGUUUCAAAAAGGACGAGAAAAUGACCGGAUUCGGCGUUGUUGGCACGCCGUACUGGGCCGCGCCAGAGAUUGCUGCAUGCGCAUACCCACCGGGGUAUUCGUACGACGAGCGGUGUGACGUGUGGUCGCUGGGCAUCACCGCCAUUGAGGUGGCACAGGGCGGUCCCCCACUGCUCGGUCGCGUUGAUCCAGAGCAAGCAGGCGACCGUGUUCUCAAACAGCCGCCGCCCGCACUUGCAGACAGCGAGCACUGGACACAGACGUUCAAGGACUUUGUAUCGGAGUGUCUGGUGAAAGACUUUGAGCACCGGCAGCACGCGUACGACCUCCUCCAGCACAAGUUCAUGAUUGGCAUCGACGAGCAGGCAGCAAAGAAUGCCAUUCGUGCGCAUCCGUACUUCAAAGUGUCGAGCGAGGAUGUGACGGACCGGGAGGCGAACGCAAUCAUGAACGACGCGCGCAGAUCCGUUGUCGGCGACAAACUCCCCUACCGCGCCACAGACAAUUUGGCGCUGGCCGAUGACUUGACGGAGGAAUACAUUGUAAACACGCUUGAAACGCGUUUCAUGUCAUCGGUCAUCUACACGCACGUGGGCGACAUUCUGAUUGCCAUGAACCCGUACAAAAACGUGCCCCUCUACACAGAAGACUUCAAGAACAGCUACUCGCUCGACCGGACGAAACCCUCCACACGCCCACACGUGUUUGAGGUGGCGCUUCGGUCCUUCAAGGCCAUGGUCCACGAAGGCGUCAACCAGAGUUGCGUGAUCAGCGGUGAGAGCGGUGCGGGCAAGACAGAGACGGCCAAGUACUUUAUUCGUCACCUCCUCGACCUCAGCAGCGGCGGGGAUACGGGCCUGGCCGCCAAGUAUGAGGUGAUGCGUUUCGCCCUGAACGAAAUGCUCGAGGCAUUCGGCAACGCGCAGACACGCAUGAACCGCAACUCGUCGCGGUUUGGCAAGUAUGUUGAGAUCUCGUUUGACCGCCACCACCACGCUGUCGGCGCCCGCCUCUCCCAAUACCUCCUCGAGAAGUCCCGCGUCGUGCGUCAGAGCGAGAACGAGCGCAACUUCCACGUGUUUUAUUACGUCAUGGCCGGCCUGUCCCAGCGCCAGAAACGCGAUCUUGGCAUUGAGGGCGAUGUGAAGGACUUUGCAUACGUCAACGGCGGCGUCACCUCCCUCCUGCGUGCGAAUGGGCAGUCGCCAACGGUGCAGACAGGCCCACCGCGCGCGAGCGACCAGUACAGCGAGCUCGUGGACGAAAUGCAAAAGGCAGGAUUCUCCUCCGCCGAGGUGAAGGACAUUGUGUCCACCCUCGCCGUCAUCCUGUGCACCGGAAAUGUGGAUUUUUCCUCCAGCAAGUCCCCGCUCGCCUCCAACCUCGAUUACGAAACGUUCUUUGACCUUGACGUCACGGGGUCCCUGGAGAAAGUUGCCAAGCUGCUUGGGGCGGACAAGGAGGACCUUGGGUCCGCGCUCUGCUCGACGAUCAUGAUUACGCGUGGCGAAACAAUCUUCAAGAACAACUCCACCGCCACCGCACGCGACGCUCGUGAUGCCAUGGCCAAGGCACUGUACGGGAAGCUCUUUUCCUGGAUUGUCAACCGCGUCAACGAAGCCCUCUUCCUGGACUACAGCGCCACUGAGGAGUCGACGAUUGGGGUGCUGGACAUCUUUGGGUUUGAGAAUCUGCAAACGAACACGCUGGAGCAGCUGUGCAUCAACAUCACCAACGAACACUUGCAGUCCUUCUUCAACGAGCACAUUUUCGCUUGGCAGGCCAAGGAAUUUGCGCAAGAAGGCAUUGACGCGACGCUCGUUGGGUACGAGGACAACGCAGCGCUGAUCACGCUGCUGAUGGGCAACCCCGUCGGGCUGCUCAACCUUGUUGAUGAGGAGUCGCGCUUCCCCGCCGCCAGCGACCGCAGCCUGAUCCAGAAGCUCCACAUCCACUGCAGCACGAACAACGGGCUGUAUGUGAAGCCGCAGGACAGCAAGGCGCUGCACUUCACCAUCAACCACUUUGCAGGCGACAUCCAGUACGACGUGAGCGGGUGGAUCGAGAAGAACAGAGAUACGCUGACACCGUCGGUCGUGAGUCUGCUGCGUGAGAGCAAGAACAAGCUCAUCCGCCUCCUCUUCUCCACGUCCCAGUCCGAGACGGGCGCGCUUGUUGCGCAGGACAACACGUCGCGUGUGCAGCAGCGGCAGGAGAACGCGCGAGAGAUGAUUGCGGUGCUGCGACGGUCCAUCUGGCGCCGCACACCGUCUGCCCCAGACCGCUCGCAGCUCAUGGACAGGAGGAUGAAGCAGAAGAAGAGCCAGCAGCAGCAGGACGGCAACGGCAUUGGCAACGGGCAGGCGGGCGCGCCGCGGCCCCGCAAGACACCGAGCAUGGUGCUGGGCCAGACGUCCUCCAAGCGGAUGACGCGUCUCGAUUCGAUGCCCUCAUUGCCGCUGACGAAGACGGUGAAGAAGGGCCCGGCCACCGUGUGCGGACACUUCAAGGCGUCGCUGGUGGAGCUUGUGCUGAAAUUGGAGCAGACGCAGCCCAACUUCAUCCGCUGCAUCCAGCCCACACGGCAACAGGUUCCAAAUGUGUUUGAGCACAAACACGUGGAGCGCCAGCUGCGGUACACGGGCGUUUUGCAAACGGUGAAGAUUCGUCAGGAAGGUUACGCAACCCGCGUGCCUUUUGCGGAGUUUCUUCAGCGCUACCGCGUCGUGCACUUUGAAUACAUGGAGAAGAUCACGGACAUGCGGGGUGCGUGCCAGGAGGUGCUGAUGCACGUGUCAUGCAACCCUGGCGACUGGCAGCUGGGCCACAGCAAGGUGUUUAUGCGCUACAACGUCGUGGCAGAGCUGCUCAAGAUCCUCGAAUUCCACCACAUGAUGGGUCUGCGCAUCAGCCGCAUGGUACGGCGGUUUCUGUUCCGCUGCCGGUUUCAGCGGCUGCUGCGCCGUCUGCGCGAAGACGAGAAGCGCGCAAAGGAGGAAGCAGCGAGGCGCAAGCGCGAGGCAGAGGAGGCAGCGAGACGCAGGAAGGAGGAGGAGGAGAGGUUGAAGAAGCAGGCCGAGGAAGCAGAACGCAAACGGCAGCAAGAACUCAAGCGCAAGGAGGAAGAGGCAAAGCGACUUGAGCAGACAAAGGCCUUUGCGGAGUCGACUGUGGGCAGCGUGCUGCAGAUGGCACGCGGUGUUGCGGCGCAGACGCUGCUGAUGCUGGCGGAGGCGGCCAACCUCCCCGAGACCGACGAAGCGGAUGUGGAAUCCGAGGCCAGCAAAGCCCGGACACUGAACCGCCGCUCACACAUGGGCGCCUCUGUGCGGUCGCUGGCGGCUCUGCAGAGCAACGCGGGCAUGCUGGUGGUGAAGAACGUGGUGGAUGACAUGACGCAAGAGGACCUGUCCAGUGGUCCUGCGUGCAUGGGGCCGAUGCUCAGCGAAGAGCAGUUCAAGCAGCUUGACCAGCGGCUCCUGGACGUGUCCCAGCUGCCAGAGGGCGUGCUGCCGCUGUGCAGAUACAAGAACGUGCUGCCCACACCGGCCACGCGCGUGCGGCUGCCGUCACUCGCUGUUCGCGGCAUCCCAGUGGAGCAUGCGGAGUUCAUCAACGCCAACUGGGUACGGGACUGGACGGGCGAGCGGCGGUACAUUGCGACGCAGGGGCCCAAGCCCAACACCGUGGAGCACUUUUGGCGCAUGGUGUGGGAGUACGACUGCCCACUCAUUGUGAUGGUGACGUCGCUUGUGGAGAACGGGCGCAUCAAGUGCCACCGGUACUGGCCCGAGUUCUCUGGCGCCAAGGGCAGCGAGCUCGUGUCAAAUGUCAUGGAGCUGGACUGCGGCAUGCUGGUUGAGGUGGAGGAGGUAGAGCGAUACCGGGAGUACGCCAUCACAUACAUCCGCCUGCAGUGGAACAACACGGAGAAGUUUGUGCGCCACAUGCACUUGCACCACUGGCCGGACUACGGCGUGCCAAAGUCCACGCGCUCGCUCGUGACGUGUGUUGAUGUGAUUCGCGACAUCAUGAACCGCGCCGAGGACGACAAGCCGCUUGUUGUGCACUGCUCCGCUGGCAUUGGCCGCACGGGCAUUGUCCUGUCUGUGCUGAUGGGCGUUGAAGUGUUGCUUGCACGCCAGCGCCUGCACAUGCCUGCCAUUGUGCAAUCGCUCCGUUGCGACCGUGGCGGCAUGAUGCAGACGUUUGAGCAGUACGAAUUCUCAUUCAAGGCGCUGGGGGCAUAUGCGCGUCGCGAGGCGUUCAUGGCGUACCUGAUGAACAACACGGACAAGCAGCAGCAGAUUCUGGAUAUGGUGGCUGACGUGCUCAAGACCCCCGUGCCUUCCGUCUCACAGUCCGUUCCGCCCGCCAACGCAUCCGAGCAGGAGAUGAUGCGUGCGCAGAUUACGCGCUUCUGCGAGUUUAUGCACAGGGGACAGGCUGAGCCCGUGCUUGGCUUCCCAGAGCUGUCGGCGUUCUGUCCUGGCUGGCACCUGCAACGCGACGUGUACGCGCUCUCGCUCGCAGAUCCCAGCGCGGAAGCGGCGAGAGGCGGGAAACACCGGCGUAAGAGCAGUACGGGCAGCAGCGUGCACUCGACCGCAGAGACACGUGCCCAGAACGACAACGGCGGUGGUGGUGAUGGUGGCGAGGAUGGCGAUGGCAAUGAUGAUGGUGGUGGUGACAGCGAGCAGCCGACAGAGUCUGCCGUGAUCCCCUUCCACGAGCUGCUGUUUGUGGACGAGGAGCAAUCCACCACCAUGCGCAAGGGCGUGAUGCAGCCUGUCAUCCGCCUGCGUGCGGGCUCGGGCAACGCCGGUGAGGGCCAUUCCCUUAACCUGCUCCCCUUUGCACACGCGAGCAAGAAGUACGCACUGAACCUGGAUGGUGAGGGCGUGUUCCUCAUCACAGAUCCGCGGGAUGGCGACGUGUAUGUCGUCAACAACACCUUCCACGAUAUCCGUGUUCGCAGCAUCGAAUCCUCCGUUGCUCUCUGGAUCCCAGGCCACCCGUGCAUCAACGCCAAGCGAGCGCGACUGGUGUGCGCUGGACAGACGAUCCGGCUGUUCAACACAGACACGCUCCGCCACGCCAUGUCGCACGUGAUGGGGGCGCACAUGGACAAGGGCAAGAAGGCCCUCAUGCACGCCGUGUCCAUGUGCCAGGCAGACAUUCUGCUCCACCCAACAAAGCACACCAAGGCUGUGAUUCGCGUGCACUACCGGGCGGCAGCAGCAGAGAUGGCGCGCUGCUUCGACGCCAUUCUGGACUCGCGUCGUCCAAACCAGCGCCGGCGCUCUAGCGUGGUGGAGCUGCUCGGCUCGCGGUGGUUUGAGCUGAACAAACUCGCUGCCGACCGCCCCAUCUCCCGUGCUCCGUCACCUGUCAACGAUGACAUGUUUCAGGGGCAUGACGUCACGGCCACGCUGGCCCCGCCCACUGGCCGCGAGCCGCUGUUUGGCGCAGAGGAGGAGCCACCGGCGCUUGGCGUGAACGGGCAGCCCGUCAUUGCGACAGACGCAGACGCACCAGCACCGCCGCCACGCAAGCGAAGCAGUGCCGUCAUCACCACACGCCCGCUGCAGCAACAGGAGGGAGGUACAAAUGCAAGUGCAUCCAGCACCACCACUGCUGCCAGUGCGAAUGCUGACAAGGACAACGAGAAGGCAAGCAGUGGACGUGGUGAACACAACAACAAUGAUGAUGAUGCCAGCGUCUCUGUGGGCCAGCUGCCAGCGCGGCCCGUUGCGCGUCGUGGCUCCAUCCAAGUUGAGGGCGACAGCGCGGGCGCGAACGUGGCUGACUUCCGGCGCAAGCUUCGGCGCACCAGCAACGUGCGGCUGAUGGAGGCAACGCCAGAGAUGCACGCGGCAGCGACGGUGCUGCAGGCUGCUGUUCGCGGGUUCCUGGAGCGCUUUGAGGUGCGCGCACGCAAGAACCGCGACAGACGCAAGAAGUCGUUCAUGUUCUUCCACGAACAGGCCGGCCCGCAGCAGCCACAACAGGGCAAGGCGGCACCGCUUGUUGAGGUGACACGCCGCAACUCUCGCAGCGUGCUGUUAAAGCAGAAGGUCUCUGAACGGCAGCGGCCGGAGCCAAAGAACACGAAGCAUCUCGAGCCGAAGGUGGAGCGUGCCACCAUCCUCAAGUUCAAACGCCCGCCAAAGAAGAAGAAGCGCAAGUCGAAGCCCAAGGUUGAGGAGGAGGUAUCUGUAGAGAAGCUGUUUGGUGUGCAGCUGCGGAAGACGUCCAAUGCAAAGGUCGAGCAGGACAUUGCAUCCGCACAAGCACUCGCAUCACCGCCGCAGCAGCGCCGCAGCAGCGACAUUGAGCCAAUUGCAGAGGCGUCAGAGGCUGAGGAGCAGGCGGACACACAACCCGACAAUACUCGAAGCGGUGGCUCAGCACAGGAAACAGCGCAAGAACAAGCGGAGCGGAAGCCAAAGCAGGAAGAACAGCCAGAGCCUGAUGAACAGCAGCAACAACAGGAAACAGUGGCACCACCGCCACCGCCACCACCAGCAGCGCCCUUAUCAGUCGCAGAGACAACAGCAGCAGCAGCAGCAAAUCAGCAACAACAACAAGAGAAGGAAGAGCAGGCAAAGAAGACAAAGGUUGUGCCACCCGCCACACCCACACCGCCAGCCGAGGAAGCGACAACACCACAGCAGCCAAAUGGGGAGCAGUCAACACGUGUUCCUGAUGGGUGGUCACCUCCACCAGAUACAUCAUCGCCGCCGCUGCCGCCACGCGUCAACUCUGCGCCAAAACGCCGCCGCUCAAGCAGACUGCUGCGCCGGCGCUCCAAGAAGGGGUCAAAGGCAGACAAUACCACCAGCACCAAUGAUGGUCAUGAUAGCGGUCAUGUGGAGAGCGCGGCGUCGCCCCGCCCACGCCGAGACGAGGGCAACAGCAAAGCCGGGAAGUCACCUGCCCGCCGCCCUAGUCUUCUUCGUCGUCUCUCAACACGCAAGAACUCGAAGCGCCGCAACAGCGCGACGAAGCGCAAUUCGAUGGACGGCUUGAGCGAGGAGAAGGACAGUGAUGAGGAGAGCGAACCGUUUGAUGCGCUCUUGGAUGAGAUGGACGACGACACAAAGGCCUUCUUUCAACAGCUCGAAGCCAACAGAGCCGAGCGAGAGCGGGAGGCGGAACAGCGGCGGCUUCAGCUCGCAGCGGAGGCCGCACUGCAGCGACAAAAGGAACAGGAGGAGCUGAACCAGGAGCUUGAUGCAAUUCGACGACGGACGGAAGCCGAGAUUGCACGAGAGGAGAAGGAGCGCGACAAAGUUGUUGAAGAGACGCAGGGCAGGCUGCAGGAAAUGACAUUCGACUUCACCUUCAACUGACGCGCAGGGCACACACGCGCACAUGGAGACGGGUGCAUGUGCGCAGCUAUUCAUUGUCUCAUUGUCUCAUUGCCCACUGCCACUGAAGGUCGUCGUUUCUUCUUUCGCGCAUUGGGUGCAGUUUUACCUCAUGUUCGCGUAUUUCUCUUUGCUUUUUUUUUUCCCCUUUGUUCCUCGUGUUUCCAUCGUCUGUGUGAGAGUGCUUGCACUUGAUCCAUUUCCUAAACAGCAUGUUCGUCACGCCUUUGCUCGUAGCCCCUACUUUCAUUCCUGCGCGCCGCCACCCGUUUGAAGCUUUGCCCAGGUUUUCUCCUCGACUGUUUCGCUUGCUUAGAUCUCCCAUCUUCAUGCAUGCAUCCAUUAUCAUCCUUAUCAUUCAUUAUCAUUGACAUGCACCGUUUACUUUGCUUUGCCUUUGCCUUUUGCGUUGAUGAGUGUUUCAAGAGGAGUUGUCGCUGAUUCAGUUCAAUCGUUUGCAAGGGUUGUCGUGUUGGAUGCACACUGCAUGCAAGCGUGCACGUGUGUGUGUGUGUGUGUGCGCGUGUGUGUGUGCGUGUGUGAGUGUGUGUGUGUGUGCGCGUGUGCGUGCUUGCGGGUUGUUGCUUCUCGUAUCUACACGUUGCCAUUUGUGGAGUGUGGGGAGGGGCGUUGGGUCGUUACAGUGUUGCUUUGGGUUUCUCAUUUGUUGUUGUGAGCAGCCCAAUAAGACACAAAGCACGCAAGAAGAAGGCAAG